Messenger RNA from Gracilinanus agilis (Agile Gracile Mouse Opossum), 1830 nucleotides. It is a transcript of the gene MBOAT7, whose product is annotated as membrane bound O-acyltransferase domain containing 7. The record is from RefSeq and is a predicted model, not a curated record. The transcript has 8 exons. Gene Ontology annotation, cellular component: membrane; mitochondria-associated endoplasmic reticulum membrane contact site. Gene Ontology annotation, molecular function: lysophospholipid acyltransferase activity. Lineage: Eukaryota; Metazoa; Chordata; Mammalia; Didelphimorphia; Didelphidae. The coding region runs from base 95 to 1531 and encodes 478 amino acids. Gene Ontology annotation, biological process: lipid modification; phosphatidylinositol biosynthetic process.
GGCGGGCGGCCGCAGGAGGGGGCGGACCGGAGCCGCCGGGGUAAGUACCUCCUAGCGGACCUGGGUCCGAGCCAGCCCACGGAGCUACAGAAACAUGUCUCCGGAGGAGUGGAAGUACCUCGCGAUCCUCCUUAUCUCCAUCCCCAUCGGCUUCCUCUUUAAGAAGGCGGGCGCAGGGCUGAAGCAAUGGGGAUCCGCCGGGGUGGGUCUGGCCCUGACGCUGCUCACCUGUGGACCCCACAUUCUCCACUCGCUCGUCACCAUCCUUGGCACCUGGAUCAUCAUGGAGAUCCGGCCCAGGGCCUGCCAUGCCCUGGCACUGGCCUGGACCUUCCUCUACCUCCUCUUCUUCCGAAUGGUCACUGUAUUUGGACUCCCAGCCCCCACACCUUUCACCAAUGCCGUGCAACUGCUGCUCACGCUCAAGCUGGUGAGCCUUGCCAGUGAGGUGCAGGAGCUGCGGGCGCAGAAGGAAGACCCCUCAAAGCCUCCACCAGUGGGGCAGCUCCUUGCCGUUCCCUCACUGGCCCAGACCUUGAGCUACAGCUACUGCUACGUGGGCCUCCUGACUGGCCCCUUCUACCGCUACCGGACGUACCACGACUGGCUGCACCAGGGUUUGGCGGCCGCGGCCGUGCCCAGCUGGGAGCCCCUGUUGCUGCGGGCCCGGCCGGCCCCGCUCUUCGGGCUGCUCUUCCUGCUGUCCUCCUGGCUCUUCCCGCUGGAGGCUGUGCGGGAAGAUGCCUUCUACGGCCGCAGCCUGGCCUUCCGCCUCUUCUACAUGCUGCCCGUCUUCUUUGCCUUCCGAAUGCGCUUCUACGUAGCCUGGAUCGCAGCCGAGUGUGGCUGUAUAGCCGCUGGCUUCGGGGCCUACCCCGUCGGGGCCAAGUCCAGGGCGGGAGGUGGCCCCACUCAGCCCUACCCUGCCCCGGACAGCCCGGAAGCUGGGGCCACCACCAAGUAUGACUACGAGACCAUCCGCAACAUCGACUGUUACGGGACCGACUUCUGUGUCCGGGUCCGAGACGGGAUGCGGUACUGGAACAUGACGGUGCAGUGGUGGCUGGCCCAGUACAUCUACAAGACGGCCCCGGCCCGCUCCUACGUGCUGAGGAGCGCCUGGACCAUGCUGCUGAGCGCUUACUGGCACGGCAUCCACCCCGGCUACUACCUGAGCUUCCUGACCAUCCCCUUGUGCCUGGCCGCAGAGGGCUGCCUGGAGUCGGGCCUGCGGAGCCGCCUGGGCCCAGAGGCCCAGCACGCCUGGGACUGGCUUCACUGGUUCCUGAAGAUGCGGGCCUACGACUACAUGUGCAUGGGCUUCGUCCUCCUCUCGCUGCGGGACACGCUCCGCUACUGGGCCUCCAUCUACUUCUGCAUCCACCUCCUGGCCCUGGCCGGCCUGGGGUUGGGGCUGGCCCUGGGCGGGGGCGGCCCUGACCGCCGGGCGAGGGGCACCCGGGGGCACCCGGAAGCCAAGACUCCCCCGAACAAGCCCCCCACGCCCCCAGACAAGUUGCGGGAGGAGUGAGGGCCUCCCGGGGCUGAGCACCCCCGAGCUUUGAGGGGGGUUGGGAAGUGGGACCCCAGAACCCUGGGGGAGGGGAGGGGGCUGCUGAGCCGGGCCCCCAGAAGGCUGGAGACCCGGAGCCUGGAUCCCCCAAGGGACAGGAGAGUGGGACCGCUGGGUCCCUGAGGGAGCAGGCAGCUCCGAGGCCCCGGGGAGCCUUAUUCCUGGGGCGACGUGGCUGGGAGCCCUGAUGCCAGCUUCCCCCGGGGCCGGCUCCUUGGGGGGAUUUUAAUUUUCUCAAUAAAGAGCCUUGGACAAAA